CUGGAGUUGAGGAAAAUGAGUUGGGCUGUGAGAGGGAGGGGAGUUGCGGCACAUAUUACAAGAGACUGUUCACACUCAGCGGUCUCUCAGUGCGUAAUCUCUCUUCAGCCAUCCACCAGUUAACCCCCUCCUCCCUAUCCACAGACCACCAAGAUGGAAACACACACUUUAAUCCUCUUGCUUUUCACAUCAUCAGAAGUAUGGUUUUACAACGCUCACGCCGGUGAAGAUGAAGUUUGUGAGACAUUGCCAUCUGAAAUACACAUCACCAAAGAGGAAUUUGAUGAGCUUGGAAGACUUCAGAGAACUUGCAACGGUGAUGUUGCUGUGAACAAGUGCGAAGGAGCUUGUAAUUCUCAAGUGCAGCCCAGUGUUGUAACGCCUACCGGUUUUCUCAAGGAAUGUUUCUGCUGUCGAGAGAGCUUCUUGCGGGAGAGAACGAUCACGCUCACCCACUGCUACGACCCUGACGGCAUGCGACUGACGGGCGCCCCCCACUCCCAGAUGGACGUCAGGCUGAGAGAGCCCGCCGAAUGCAAAUGCUACAAGUGCAGUGAUUAUUCUCGAUAGCUUUCAUCUGCCUAAACUUGACUGAAUUUUACAAAUAUGUAGCCUAAUUGUAUUAACUACGCGUUGAAAACGAACGAUGAUUCAUUUUUUUGAGUAGUUAGCUUGUUUGUUGUUUAUCUAUGACAUUUUUGCUAAAUCAACUCUAUAUAUUAUUCUGUAAAUACAAAUCACAUGGAAAACAUACAUAUUGAACGCGUACAAUCAUUCUCCAUCAUUGAAAUUCACGUAAAGUGUAAAAUUGUCAUUGAAAUUGUAAGAAGUUCGAAAUAAAACGUUUUCUCGUCAUGUCAUUCAAA
Messenger RNA from Nilaparvata lugens (brown planthopper), 866 nucleotides. It is a transcript of the gene Pburs, whose product is annotated as partner of bursicon. The transcript is spliced from 4 exons. Lineage: Eukaryota; Metazoa; Arthropoda; Insecta; Hemiptera; Delphacidae. The record is from RefSeq and is a predicted model, not a curated record. Bases 154 to 570 code for a protein of 138 amino acids. Gene Ontology annotation, biological process: G protein-coupled receptor signaling pathway. Gene Ontology annotation, molecular function: G protein-coupled receptor binding; neuropeptide hormone activity. Gene Ontology annotation, cellular component: bursicon neuropeptide hormone complex; extracellular region.